AAACUUAAAAAAAAAAAAAAAGAACAACAACAACAACUUUGGCUACGUUGUGAGACUGGAAAGGGACCCGAGAGAACUUGACUGCAGCGAAGCUGUAAGCUUCGCACCGGGCGGGCACGCACGUGCCGGACGCCCUUCUGUGCUGGGGCUGUCUCCAGGGGCAACACCUGACAAGACUCGUCGUCUCUGGUUCACGACCACGGGCGUGGGGUCCCGCACACACAAGUCUGAGUGAAGAGAAACCUCCACAGGCACCAGCGCCCAGUUCGGGCCUCAGCCUUCCCGCCCAAACUGCAGUCCCUUCCUCAGCCCUUCUAGGCCCUCACGCGGCACCGACUCUGGACUCCCUCUGGUCUCCUCGGCGCUCUCGGGUGGGCGCUUCCGGUUCUCUCCGGCUCACCCCAGCCUCGGGCGCCUUCCGUUUUCCUCCUUGCCCCGCCCCUGGCAGGCUUCCGCUUCCCGUUACUCUCCUCCCUUGCGCGGGUUUCCGAUUACUUGCUAGGCUUGGGCUCAAGUUCACGCAAAGACCCCUCGCUCCCACGAAACCGUCACGGCUCUUCCGUGUCUGGAGGACCGCAGGCCGCCAUCCGCCGAGGACGAUCUGAGCACCCCGGACCUCCAGGCGUCUCAGGGGUGUGGCGCGGGCUUCGCGACGGUUGUGCUCCCGGCUGCGCUCGGGAACCAGGACAUUUGCUUUCUGACAUUGGAGUACGUUUCCCACAGGCCCCAGGGCCACGAAUGGGCUUCGACCUUGGUUCCACUUGCGGUGUCUUCGUGGUUCUCGGAUCCUGCCUCCUGUCAAGAGUCUCAAGAGUCCCUCCGUGGUCCUGUAGUUCUUGCAAGAGAAGCCUCCUGAAGUGGAGGAGAGUGUUGCUACUUAACAGCGCAUUCAAGUGUCUCCCAGCUGUUAAGCUGCAGAAAUCAUGAUGGAUGCCACUACUGCUUUCAACAAUGCCCUGAAGCAUAUAUUGCUUCACAGACUAACGUAAUCAGUUUUGACAGGGAGCAUGUCAACGGAGCUCCUCCGGCUGGCAUGGCAGAAGUGGAAUUCCCUGACCAAUUCUUCACAGUUCUAAGCAUGGACCAUGAAUUGGUGACGUUCAGGGAUGUGGUCAUCAGCUUCUCUCAAGAGGAAUGGGAGUGCCUGGAUUCAGCUCAGAGGAACUUAUAUUGGGAUGUGAUGAUGGAGAACUAUAGCAACUUGGUUUCACUGGAUCUGGAGUCCAAGUAUGACACAAAGUGUUUAUUUAAUGGAAAGGACAUUAUUGACAGUCCUCAGUGCAAAGAAAUAGAAAGUAAAUUUGUUGGUCUUGAGAACUCCACUUUCAGAAAUAACUGGCAAAGCCAAAGCAAGACUGAAGUACAAAGACUUGAAGUGGGAUAUUUCAGCCAGAUGAAAAUCAUCUCUGAAAAAGUGCUAAAUUAUAAACACCAUAAAUCUCUUAUAUCACAUCAGAGAAUUCAUGAGAGCAAGAAACCCUAUGAAUAUAAAGAAUAUGGAAACAUCCUUAGCUGUGACUUAAGUUUUGAUGAAUGUGAGAGAAUACAUACUAGUGAGAAAACAUAUCAAUGUAAUGCAUACUGGAAAACCUUUGGGGAUGACCCACAUACCCUACAACUGAACAUUCAUACUGGUGAAAAACCUUCUAAAUAUAUGGAAUACCGGGAUCCAUUUAGUUUUUAUGAAGACUUUAGUAUACACCAGAAAAUGCCUGAUGAUCAGAAGUGCUAUAAAUGUAAGGAAUAUAAAAGAACCAUUAGAAGAGUUGAAGAAAUAACUCCACUAAAAAUAAUUCAUGAUGGUGAGAAACCCUAUGAAUGCACUUUCUGUGGGAAAUCCUUUAGAGUGCAUGCACAACUUACUCGACACCAGAAAAUCCAUACUGAUGAGAAACCUUACAAAUGUAUGGAAUGUGGCAAGGACUUUAGAUUCCAUUCACAAUUAACUGAGCAUCAGAGAAUCCAUACUGGUGAGAAACCGUACAAAUGUAUACAAUGUAAGAAGGUCUUCAGAAUUAGCUCACAGCUUACUGAACAUCAGCGAAUUCAUACAGGUGAAAAACCUUACGCAUGUAAAGAAUGUGGCAAAACCUUUGGCGUAUGUAGGGAACUGGCUCGGCAUCAGAGAAUUCACACUGGGAAGAAACCCUAUGAAUGCAAGGCCUGUGGGAAAGUCUUUAGGAACAGUUCGUCUCUGACUAGACAUCAGAGAAUUCAUACUGGUGAGAAACCCUAUGAAUGUAAGGAAUGUGGAAAAGCUUUUGGAGUAGGUAGUGAACUUACUCGACAUCAGAGAAUUCACAGUGGUCAGAAACCUUAUGAAUGUAAAGAGUGUGGAAAGUUCUUUAGACUCACAUCAGCACUUAUUCAACAUCAGAGGAUUCACAGUGGUGAGAAACCUUAUGAAUGUAAGGUAUGUGGGAAGGCUUUUCGUCAUAGUUCAGCCCUUACUGAACAUCAGAGAAUUCAUACUGGAGAGAAACCUUAUGAAUGCAAGGCAUGUGGGAAGGCCUUUCGACAUAGUUCAUCCUUUACAAAACAUCAGAGAAUUCAUACUGGUAAGAAACCCUACGAAUGUGAGGACUGUGGGAGUGCCUUUAGCCCUGAGGCAGAUCUCCUUCAGCAUGAUCAAAUUCAUACUAGAAAGAAACCUCAUGAAUGUAAUGAAUGUGGGAAAACCUUCAGCCUAAAGCAAAACCUCGUAGAGCAUAAGAAAAUGCAUACUGAAAAAUCACAUGAAUGUACUGAAUGUGGUAAAGUAUUCUCUCGAGUCUCCUCCCUUACUCUACAUUUGAGAAGUCAUACAGGAAAGAAACCAUAUAAAUGUAAUAAAUGUGGGAAAGCCUUCAGUCAGAAGAGAAACUUUCUUUCUCAUCAGAAUCAUCAUACCGGGGAGAAACUCUGUGAAUGUGGGAAAGCUUCUAUUCAGAUGUCAAGUCUCAUUAAACACCAGAGAAAUCAUACUGGAAACAAACCCUAUGCAUGUAAGGAAUGUGGAAAAGCCUUCAAUGGCAAAUCAUAUCUCACUGAGCAUGAGAAAAUCCAUACAGGAGAGAAACCAUUUGAAUGUAAUCAGUGUGGAAGAGCCUUCAGCCAGAAGCAAUACCUCAUUAAACAUCAGAAUAUCCACAGUGGAAAGAAACCCUUUAAAUGUAAUGAAUGUGGAAAAGCCUUUAGCCAGAAAGAAAACCUAAUUAUCCAUCAAAGAAUACAUACUGGAGAGAAACCUUAUGAAUGCAAAGGGUGUGGGAAAGCUUUCAUUCAGAAGUCAAGCCUCAUUAGACACCAGAGAAGUCAUACAGGAGAGAAACCCUAUAUAUGUAAAGAAUGUGGGAAAGCUUUCAGUGGCAAAUCAAAUCUCACUGAGCAUGAGAAAAUUCAUAUUGGAGAGAAACCCUAUAAAUGUAAUGAAUGUGGAACAAUCUUUAGGCAGAAGCAAUACCUCAUUAAGCAUCACAAUAUUCAUACAGGAGAGAAACCCUAUGAAUGUAAUAAAUGUGGAAAAGCCUUCUCUCGAAUCACAUCACUUAUUGUACAUGUGAGAAUUCAUACAGGGGAUAAACCUUAUGAAUGUAAAAUAUGUGGGAAAGCCUUCUGUCAAAGCUCCUCUCUUACUGUUCAUAUGAGGAGCCAUACAGGUGAGAAGCCCUAUGGUUGUAAUGAAUGUGGGAAAGCCUUCUCUCAGUUCUCAACUCUUGCUCUACAUAUGAGAAUCCAUACUGGAGAAAAACCUUAUCAGUGUAGUGAAUGUGGAAAAGCUUUUAGCCAGAAGUCCCACCAUAUUAGACACCAGAGAAUUCAUACUCACUAAAGCUUGAUGAACGCCUUGAAUUUAGGAAAAGCUUCAGCUAAACUCAUACUUAAUGGCAUACCAGAAAUUCCUUUCAUAACAAAAUGACUUGAAUGUGAGAAAUACUUCAACAACAAAUCAAAACUUAAAUACUAACAAUUUUAAUAAGCAUCAUAGUUUAAAAACCUAUACUCCCAGAACUCCCACAUUGUUAAUGAUGUACUUUUAGGAACAAUCUCAUUGAAGUAAGGAUCCAGUCAUGGACAUUAAGCAACAUGGUUCUGGAAGGCCUACCUAUCUUAAAACAAAGAUAUGAGAGGUAUUAAGAGACAAAAAUGUCAUUUUUAAAAUGCUUUGCUACAUAUGUAAUGAAAAUUACUUGUUCUUGAUGCAUUCAUAGAAAUCAAAGAUUGAAACAGAAUAUUGUAUUCAGAAACAUGCAUGCCUUUAUGGGGAAUUGGUAAUUGAUAGAGCUGGUAUCACAAGUUGGUUGGGAAAUCAUGGAUGAUUCAAAAAAUGGUCUCAGGGUAACUGACUCUUCAUGUGGAAAAAUAUAUUAGAUUUCUGCCACAGUGAAACAUUAAAGUAUUUAUUAUGAAAUCCAAAAGUUUUAUAAAGACUAGAAUGCAAAAAACAAAGCUUGGUAACACAAGAAUUUUAUAGGAGAAUGUUUUCAAAACCUUGCAGUAGGAAAGAAUUUCUAAAAUAGAUUCCAGAAAACAUACUCUUGAGUAUACGUGCAUAUACCCAAGAAACAUACAUGUACUUAGGGAGUCGUGUAUCUGUAUGUUCAUUGCAGCAUGAAUUACAUUAGCCAAAAAAUUGGAAACAAAUGUGUGUUGCUUGUGACGUGGAUAAAUACAAUGUGAUAAUAGGCACACAGUAGAAUAUUCUCUAGUAGUUAAGUAUAACCGAUUAUAUAUAUAAAUAUAUUGACAGGAAGACCUGAAAAAUCAUGUAGAGUGAAAAAACUGAAGGGAUGAAUACAUUAUAAUUGUUAACUCUGAAUUUGAAUUAAAUCAACACUAGUAUUAAGCAUUAGUUAUGGAUGAACAUUUUUAUGUAAAACUGAAGAAUGGAUUGGAAGGAUAUACACUCAUUUCCCAAAAGUGGUUGCCUUUAGAAAGAAAGAAGGUGGAAGAGAAAUGGGACCAAGCAUGGUAAUUAAAGGAUGUUUCAGUUUUGUAUCUAAAUACUAUCAUUUAAAAAAGAUUCCAACUAAAUAUAACAAAAUGUGAGUUAACUCUAGGUUCUGAUAAUAUGUGUUCUAUUGUUUGUGGUAUUUCUAAAAAUUAAAAAAAAGAUAGGAGUAGGAAAGCUGUACAUGGAGAACAUGUAAUAAUGGACUCACAAUCCCAGGCAGGUGCUAAUAUUUUAUGAAAUGUAUUGCUAAAAUCUUAUCUUUACUAUAAGUCAUUUUUGAAAAUUGGAUGGUAGCUUAAAUUAUUUAAAUGUACUCCUGCAUGUCACAUCACUAAUGUGUGUGGUCUCAACUCAGAAAUUAAAGCAGGAUUCUGCAACAAGUUAGGUGGUUUAUAUACAUGUAAGACUCACAUCAUUUAGUAAUACAUGCAGAGACUUGAUAUUAAGACUAAUUUUUACUGAAACAUUUAUCAGAAAUUUUAAGAGUCCACGUAACCAGUACUGAAGUUAACAAUUUGAUAUUUUUAAAAUGAAGAAACCAAGUUACUCUUAAAUUUUUAGGUUUGCCACAGAGUAAAACUUCAACUCUUGUAUUUCACUUUCAGUUUUAACCUCAAGACUUUUUUCCCCCUAUUCUGCCAACUAUAACCAAUCGAUCCUGUUUGUUUGUUUCUUAGUGAAAAUGGUGCUAAAAAAGAAGAUCUGAGACCUAAACAAUAUUCUUUUAUGUGAAGCAAAUCUUUGCCAAUUUUUGCUUACUUGAUCCCUCUCUGCAACAACUUGACCCCUUUCCACAAGAACUUGACAUAACAGAGUUGUUAGUGCUCUUUUUGAACAGUGAUAAAAAUGAGUGUGCAGCAUUUAAACUUUAGACAUAUUUCAAAUAUAUCAAUUUCAUUUAAAUACAAAAUAAUGAAAUGCUAAUAAACCAUAGUACUACACCACUUAUUAGCAGUUUUGAAGAUUGGUCUUGAGAUAAGAUUAUAAAUUCCAGGGGUUGUUUAUAUAUGUUUAUCUACAUAAGUCUAAAUUAUCCUCUAUUUUCUUCCAUUUGAGCAUUCCCCUUGUAUUUCUUAAGUGUUUCACUCUUCAGUUUGUGCAGCUUUGAAGUCACCAGAGCAACUAAGAACUCUUAAUUCAGACCAAACUAGGAGGAUUACCAAGGCACAACGAUUAGGAUAGUCAGAGUAAGAAGAGUAACACCUGUGAUACUGUACUGUAAAUUUACUCUGACAUUCCCUACUGAUACAACUUGUUGCUAGUUAUUUGCCACCACAAACACUGCAGUAAAAAAAUUUUUUUAACAUUCUUAAAAUCAGACCUUAAAUUUCAGAUGUUUUUAUUUCUGGGGGAUCGAUUACAGGCAAAAGAUUGUUAGAUCAAAGAACAUACACUAUUUUUUAGUUUUAAUAGAUACUAUUGGUCAUUUUCAGAAACACAACUUUCCUCUAACCCUGCAAUAGAUGGUAAUAUACUACUUAAAUUUCUAUUUGGUGAGUAUACACUUUGCUCCUAGAUUUUCUUCUUUGUACAUUUUUGUAUUGUUGGCUCAUUUUCCUAUAGGAUUAUUUAUCUGUCAGUUUUGAAGACCUCUUUAUAUAUUAGACAUUAGGAAUUUGCCCAAUUUUUGUCAUAAAAAUAUUUUUUCCAUAAAAUGAUCUUAAAUUUCUGUGUAACCUGAUAUAUAUUUUUUCUAAGCUUAUGGGUUGGUUAAAAAGAUACGUUAAUCUUUAGAUUGUAUAGGUAAUUUUUCUUAGGUUUUCUUGCAAGUUCUUUACUUUUUUCAAUAUGUAAAUAUUUAAUCUAUCCAGAAUUUAUUUUUUAAUGUCUUAUAAAAUGAGGGUUCAUUGUUAUUUUCUUCCAGAUGGGUUUCUAGUUACACAAGCACAAUUUGUUAAAAUAACCCAUCUACUCAGCAUCGAGUCACACAGUUCCGACACCAAUCUGCAGUGUCCACCAGCAGCAAUCACAGAUUUGAACUGGCAAUCAAAAAAAGAAUAGGCUUUAACCCCGCAUUGGGUUUAUUACUGGCUUUGUCCUGACCACAACAAAAGAAAAAAACACCUUUAUAAUACUGCAACUACCCAACCAAACGUACCUUCCAGGACCUAUGUACCGCUGAGGGGAGAAAAGGUCAGAAUGGGUGCAGUUCACCUAAGCCCUGGGAACAUUAACGUUCUCACCCAGAACAUCUUCCUGUAACCCACCGCUGCAUCUCUAUGGUGUGCCCAUGGGGCAUACCCAAUUGUAAGACAGAAACCCACUUUAAGCACAGGGAGGCGGCUACCUUGGUUUCCCGAGACUGAUGACACCUUAGGUCAAAUAGGCCGUCAUGUCUACGUGCCAAUUCACAGCCCCCCCUCAUCUAGGUACAGGAUACAAAUGAGGAAUCUACAGUAGUAGUUUCUUCAAGGAAACUGGUAUGAAGGCAAAUCUAAGUCCCCUUUCUAGACAUGCGUCAGUAGGAAAGGCCUGUUGUUCUUACCAAUACCAUCCUUUUCUUAUUUAGCUGACUCGGCUAUGUAGUCAUUUGGCCACAUGAUUUUUUCCUCAUUCAAUUGAAACUGCCUGUAUUUUAACUUAUACCAAGACCUAUUUCUGUAUUGUUUCACUAAUCUAUUUUUCUACUUCUAUACUAAUACCAUAUUAACUGAUAAACUGAUUUAACAUUAGCCUUAUUGUAUUUUGAUACUAUGUAUUAGACCAAGUCCUCACUGUUUCUCAUAGUUUUAUUGGCUGUUCUAAUUUUCUUUCUAUAUAAAUGAAGAUUGUGUUCUCAAAAUACAAAAACCCUUUGAUAGUUGGAGUUAUAUUGCGUUUAUAUAUUUAUUUUGGGAGAAAUGACAUUUUUUAUUUUAAGUCUUAAUGACCCAAAUUGUAGUGUGCCUUUGCAUUUCUUCAAACUAUGAUCAUGUCCUACAGCAUGAGGGUUCUGAACAAAGUAAUCUGAAUAACAUCCCUGCUUAAUAUUAUAUUAGAAAAAGUUUGUUAGUAGGGUGACUAAGAAAAAUCCCUAUUAUGGACUAAAUGUUUGUAGCCCCUCAGAAUUCAUAUGUUGAAGCCCUGAUUUCUAGUGUGAUGUUUAGAGAUGGGGCUGUAAGGAAGUAAUUAAGUUUAGAUUAGGUCAUGAAGAUGGGACACUCAUAAUGGGAACAGUAUCCUUAAAAGAAGUAGAAGAGAGAUUAUAAGAACAGGAAGAGAUUUCCCAUGUGUAUACACAAAAAGUCACGUGAGUGCAGCGCAGUGAGAAAGAAGCUGUCUACAUACUAGGAAUUGGACCUUCACAGGAUUUGCCAGUACUUUGACCUUGGGAUUUCCCAGCCUCUACAAUUGUAAGAAAUAAAUGUCUUUUUAAACCA
Messenger RNA from Suricata suricatta (meerkat), 8292 nucleotides. It is a transcript of the gene ZNF260, whose product is annotated as zinc finger protein 260. The record is from RefSeq and is a predicted model, not a curated record. The transcript is spliced from 7 exons. Bases 1034 to 3811 code for a protein of 925 amino acids. Lineage: Eukaryota; Metazoa; Chordata; Mammalia; Carnivora; Herpestidae. Gene Ontology annotation, biological process: regulation of cytokine production; negative regulation of transcription by RNA polymerase II; regulation of immune system process. Gene Ontology annotation, molecular function: RNA polymerase II cis-regulatory region sequence-specific DNA binding; DNA-binding transcription factor activity.